AUGGCCCGCGCCGAGCCCGAUGUGACUGUCCCUGCAGGGGACCCCAAGGCCGGGGCUAAGGUCUUCAAGGCGAAAUGCGCACAGUGCCAUACUGUUAACAAAGGCGGAGCCACAAAACAGGGGCCUAACUUGUUCGGCUUUAUGGGCAAGCCCUCUGGCUCUGCUGAUUUCCCCUACAGCGACGCAAACAAGAACAGCGGCAUCGUCUGGUCCGAGAAGCACUUGUGGGAGUACCUCUUGAACCCCAAGGCUUACAUUCCGGGCACGAAGAUGGUAUUUGCGGGGAUCAAGAAGGAGACUGAAAGAGCCAACCUGAUUGCCUACCUUGUUGAAGCAACUAAAUAG
Messenger RNA from Cyclospora cayetanensis, 345 nucleotides. RefSeq names its product cytochrome c. The record is from RefSeq and is a predicted model, not a curated record. Lineage: Eukaryota; Apicomplexa; Conoidasida; Eucoccidiorida; Eimeriidae. Gene Ontology annotation, molecular function: electron transfer activity; heme binding. The transcript has 2 exons. Gene Ontology annotation, cellular component: mitochondrial intermembrane space. Gene Ontology annotation, biological process: mitochondrial electron transport, cytochrome c to oxygen; mitochondrial electron transport, ubiquinol to cytochrome c. The coding region runs from base 1 to 345 and encodes 114 amino acids.